This is a messenger RNA of Folsomia candida, 1924 nucleotides long. RefSeq names its product cyclopropane-fatty-acyl-phospholipid synthase. Gene Ontology annotation, biological process: lipid biosynthetic process. NCBI's taxonomy places the organism in Eukaryota, Metazoa, Arthropoda, Collembola, Entomobryomorpha, Isotomidae. The transcript has 8 exons. The record is from RefSeq and is a predicted model, not a curated record. Bases 76 to 1344 code for a protein of 422 amino acids.
UUUAAAUAAAUUGGAUGGUUAGUUGUACCCUGAACCUCUGGCUUUGACAACGUUCAACAUCUCCCAUCAUUAAAAAUGGGAGAGUUUCACAUCCUGUACUCACUGACGUCCUUUAUUGUCAAAAUAUACAAAUGGCUGGAGUUGAAUUUACUCAUAAUUUUUACUUCUCGCCUGGAAAGAAAGCUCAGAGGCACGUACAAAAAGCUGGGGGUUAAAUUUUCGGGGGCUGGAGUUACUGAACGGCUAAAUAACUCGGAGGAAAACUUGAAGAUCGCAAAGCAAAAUAAGAACACGCUUAUCUUGGAGGUUCAUGAUAAGCGUUUCUACUCUCGCAUAGCAAAUCAUGCUAGUCUGGGGAUGGGUGAGACCUACAUGGAUAAUUGGUGGGAUUGCGAUGAUGUUGUGGAAUUAUCAUACCGUAUUUUUAAGAGUGGAAUUUACCUAGAAUACUUAAACCCUUGGAAUAGAUUUCUAAACUAUAUCGAGCUUUCGUUUUUCAACCUUCAAAGCAAAGACAGAGCUUUUGAAGUGGGAAAAAAGCACUACGAUAUCGGAAAUGAUCUUUUCGAAUCCUUUCUCGACCCUUGGAUGACCUACAGUUGCGGAUACUGGGCCAACGCGACGACGCUGGCAGAAGCUCAGGUCAACAAAAUGGAGCUGAUCGCACAGAAGCUCAAGCUCAAACCAGGAAUGCGAGUUUUGGAUAUCGGGUGUGGUUGGGGUGGUCUGUGCAAAUAUCUCGCAGAAAAACAUGGCGUCGAAUGUGUCGGAAUCACAAUCUCGGAGGAAGGUGUGAAAUAUGCAAAGGCAAAAACGAAGGGACUUCCUGUAGACUUUCGACUCAUGGAUUAUCGAGAUAUGGACGAAAUAUUCGAUCGUGUGGUGAGUGUGGGGAUGAUGGAACACGUAGGAAAACACAAUUACCGGACUUUCUUUGAGGUUGUUCAUCGCUGUUUGUCUGAUGAUGGAAUCUUCCUUUUGCACACAAUUGGCAAUAAUCACCCAGAAAUGCCAGGAAUCGAACCUUUCUUCCACACCUAUAUUUUUCCUAAUGGGUAUCUCCCAUAUUACCGAGACAUCACCAAAGACACGGAGGGGCUCUACAUAAUGGAAGACUGGGAGAAUUUCGGGCAUGAUUACAGCAAGACUUUAAUUGCUUGGAAAGAAAAUUUCGACAAAAAUUGGCACAAAAUUGCACACAAAUAUGGAGAGCGGUUCUUCCGAAUGUGGACAUACUACCUACAAUUUUCUGCCGGUGCAUUCAAAUCACGAAAAUUUCAACUGUGGCAAAUUGUACUGUCCAAAACUAGUGGGUAUCCUGGCGGUUAUCGUUCUGUUCGGUAGAUCUACAACCUGUGUGCCAUACCAUUUUUGUGUAUACACAGUUUUGUGUAUGUAUAUUUAAACAAAUUUCCCAAAAAAACUUUCCAAGAGUGUAUUCCUACUUUUCCAUGUGCAUGUAUCAUUUGGCUGCAGCAAGUGUAUUUCCAAAUGACAAAACCAUGUUUAAAUUGAUUGUCUCAUACAUAAAUGAAUGAAUGCAAGGCUGGGUUUAUUUGUCAGGCAUUUCAUUGUUGUUGCAGAUCAGAAUACAUGACACACAUAUGUACCACACUUUGUAACAACCAAUUUCCUCACUUUCAACCAACUUAAAUGCUGUAUCAAACAAUUUGUUUAACUCAAUUAGGAUGAGAUAAGAUAUUAACAAGGAUAUUGUGCCAUUGUUUCAAGAUCAAACUUAUUCCAACAUUAUUUACAAUUACUUUUAAUAAUGGCAUGAAUCAUACGCAUGUGCAUGUAUUGUGAAACUAUGAUGUUGAUAUACACGAAUUUUAUGCAUAUUCACCUUUUAAAAUGCGUAUUUGUGAAUGAAAUUUGCCCGUUAAAUAAAUAGAGAAUAAAUACAUAUAAACAUACUUCUGUA